AUGAAUAUGGGUCAAAUAGGACGAGCUUCGAUGGGCAUCUUAGUUGGCAUGGAUGAGUCCGAACGGCCUGCUUUCAUGUUGCAUGACUAUAUGGAGAUUAAACACUUUUGACUUGGAAAAAAGACACAAAGUGCUAAAGUAAGUCAGCAAGCCAGGCAGCAUCUCUGGAGAACAUGGAUAGGGUGACAUUUCGGAUCGAGACCCUUCUUCCAACUCGCUGAGUUACUCCAGUACAUUGUGUCAUCACUCGUAAACCAACACCUGCAGUUCCAAGUGUCUCCACUCUUGACUUGACAAUACUCCAAAUGCGGACUCACCGAUGUCUGGCACGUCAGACGCUGCCCGGCCGGCUAAGUUCCUCCGUCGCUCAGCGUUGUGUUUAUCGCGGCAUUGCAGCGUCCGCAGCCUUCGACUCAUCCCGGGAGGAGCUCGCGCCGCCAGCUGUCAACUGUCACCCCGCUACGUGCCCGAGCCACCCACUGUCAUCGUGCCCACGCCGCCCGCUGUCAACUACCAACCCGCCUCGCGCUCGUGCCCGCGCUGCCCGCUGUCAUCGUGCCCGCGCUCCCCGCUGUCAUCCCGCCAAUUCCCCGCGCGCGCCGCUUGGCCGUGACGUCAGCCGGACCCGGGGGCUGCUCCCGACAAAAUGGCGGCGCCGUGUAAUCGCUGAGCUGAGGAGUCGCUGUCCGCCCGUCAACCAGAGCACAACCAACGGCAGGAAGAAGCCUCUCGUCAAAGGGCUUGGAUCUGUAACUCGGGCGGGCCGGGGAUCCAGUGACUCGGCGGCGUGCAGCCCCGGAGAGGAGCAAUGUCUCUGCUUUGUGUCGGAGUUAAGAAAGCAAAGCUUGAUGGUCCACAAGAACGAUAUAAUACCUAUGUGACUUUAAAAGUUCAAAAUGUCAAGAGUACGACCAUAGCAGUGCGGGGGAGCCUACCAUGCUGGGAGCAGGAUUUCAUGUUUGAAAUCAAUCGUUUAGACCUAGGCCUGACUGUUGAAGUGUGGAACAAAGGAUUGAUCUGGGACACAAUGGUUGGUACAGCGUGGAUUCCUUUAAGAAGUAUACGGCAAUCAAAUGAGGAGGGACCUGGUGAAUGGUUGACUCUUGAUUCAGAGGUCAUAAUGACAGACAAUGAAAUCUGUGGAACAAAAGACCCAACAUUUCACAGGAUUUUGUUGGAUACUCGAUUUGAAUUACCACUUGAUAUCCCAGAAGAAGAAGCACGAUACUGGGCUAAAAAAUUAGAACAGCUGAAUGCGAUGCGAGAUCACGAUGAUUAUGCAUUCCAAGAGGAGGGGGAAAGGCCUUUACCUAUUCCGGGCUCUCAAUGUUGCAACUGGAGCUAUUUCGGCUGGGGAGAAAAUCAAAACAAUGAAGAUCCUGACAGUGCAGUGGAUGACAGAGACAGCGACUAUCGAAGUGAAACUAGCAACAGCAUCCCACCUCCAUAUUUUACAACAUCUCAGCCUAAUGCAUCAGUCCAUCAGUAUUCCAUUUCUUCACGGCAUCAACAGAAUGGAUCGCGGGAUUCUUGCACUGAUUCUAUUCACAGUUAUGAGCUAGAUUAUUCAGAUCAUCAGAGGCCAAUAAGUCCGACAGGUAGCAGCAGAUAUGCCUCAUCUGCAGAACUGAGCCAGGGUAGCUCCCAGCUCAGUGAGGACUUUGACCAAGAUAACGAGAGUCUGCAAGCCUCGGAUUUAGAAGAUGAACGCGACGGUGAUUCUUAUCACUCUUGCCACAGCUCAGUGAGCUGUCAGAAAGAACCUGUGGACUCGGAAAAAGAAGAUAAUGAGCCAUUGGAGGGUUGUUGUGAAACUGAAGAGCUUCAGAAGGAGGUAGAAAUAAUUGAGGAAAAACCAAAAGAGGAAGAAAUUGCGGUUCCAGAUGAAGCUCCACCUGAAGCAGAGAUACCACCAGAGCCACCAGAGCAACCUGAAGUCAAACCAGUGGAAAUUUACAGAAAUGAAGCGGAAGGGCAUCCUAAUAUGUCCAGGGCCAAAGCCAAUUGGCUUAGAGCUUUUAACAAAGUUCGUAUGCAACUUCAAGAGGCACAACUUGGGGAAGUUGGUGAUCUGCCAAAACCACUUUGGUUUAAAGGAGGGGGAGCAGCCGUUAAAUUUCUGCGUAGCAUUGACAGCAUGCCUGAUAUUAAGCCACGCCGUAAAUCCCUCCCACUGGUCAGCGACCUGGCUAUGUCUUUGGUGCAGUCAAGAAAAGCUGGUAUUACCUCUGCAUUGGCAACUCGUACUCUUAAUGAUGAAGAACUGAAAAACCAUGUUUACAAGAAGACCCUGCAAGCCUUAAUCUACCCAAUUUCUUGCACAACACCACACAAUUUUGAAGUGUGGACAGCUACCACUCCCACCUAUUGUUACGAAUGUGAAGGCUUGUUGUGGGGUAUUGCUCGCCAGGGAAUGCGUUGCACUGAAUGCGGGGUCAAAUGUCACGAAAAGUGCCAGGAUCUUCUCAAUGCAGAUUGUUUACAACGGGCUGCUGAAAAGAGUUCAAAACAUGGAGCGGAGGAUAGAACACAGAAUAUUAUUAUGGUUCUGAAAGAUCGAAUGAAAAUCAGAGAGAGAAAUAAGCCAGAAAUCUUUGAACUUAUCCAGGAGGUGUUUGCACUUGCAAAGUCAGGACACGUGCAACAGAUGAAGGCGGUUAAGCAAAGUGUCCUGGAUGGCACAUCAAAAUGGUCAGCAAAAAUCAACAUCACUGUGGUGUGUGCCCAAGGUUUGCAAGCCAAGGAUAAAACUGGUUCCAGUGAUCCUUACGUUACAGUUCAAGUUGGGAAGACUAAAAAACGUACUAAGACUAUCUAUGGGAACCUUAAUCCAAUCUGGGAGGAGAACUUUAACUUUGAAUGUCAUAAUUCAUCUGAUCGAAUAAAAGUACGAGUAUGGGAUGAAGAUGAUGAUAUCAAAUCACGGGUAAAACAAAGGUUUAAAAGAGAAUCUGAUGACUUUUUGGGUCAGACCAUUAUUGAAGUUCGAACACUAAGUGGUGAAAUGGAUGUCUGGUAUAACUUGGAUAAACGUACUGACAAAUCUGCAGUAUCUGGUGCCAUCCGAUUACAUAUCAGUGUGGAGAUAAAAGGAGAAGAGAAAGUAGCACCCUACCAUGUUCAGUAUACAUGUCUACAUGAGAAUUUAUUUCAUUUCUUGACGGAUAUACAAAACAACGGAGUUGUGAAAAUCGCAGAUGCAAAAGGAGAUGACGCUUGGAAAGUUUAUUUUGAUGAGACUGCACAAGAAAUUGUGGAUGAGUUUGCAAUGCGAUUUGGUGUAGAAUCCAUUUAUCAGGCUAUGACACAUUUUGCCUGCCUCUCUUCAAAGUAUAUGUGCCCUGGUGUACCUGCUGUAAUGAGCACUCUUUUGGCAAAUAUCAAUGCUUACUACGCGCAUACCACUGCCUCCACCAAUGUUUCCGCCUCUGAUCGCUUUUCAGCCUCCAAUUUUGGGAAAGAGAGGUUUGUAAAACUCUUGGACCAACUGCAUAAUUCCCUUCGUAUUGAUCUGUCAAUGUAUAGGAAUAACUUCCCAGCAAGCAGUCCUGAAAGAUUACAAGAUUUGAAGUCAACUGUUGAUCUUCUAACCAGCAUUACUUUCUUUAGGAUGAAGGUCCAGGAAUUGCAGAGCCCUCCAAGGGCCAGUCAGGUUGUGAAAGAUUGUGUGAAGGCUUGCUUGAAUUCAACUUAUGAAUACAUCUUCAACAACUGUCAUGAACUGUACAGCCGAGAAUACCAGACAGAUCCAAAUAAAAAGGCAGAGGUUCCCCCAGAAGAGCAAGGGCCUAGCACCAGAAAUUUGGACUUUUGGUCCAAACUUAUCACACUGAUUGUUUCAAUCAUAGAAGAGGACAAGAAUUCAUACACUCACUGCCUCAAUCAGUUUCCACAGGAAUUGAAUGUGGGAAAGAUAAGUGCAGAAGUAAUGUGGAACCUUUUUGCCCAGGACAUGAAAUAUGCAAUGGAAGAACAUGAGAAACAAAGACUUUGCAAAAGUGCAGAUUAUAUGAAUUUACACUUCAAAGUCAAGUGGCUGUAUAAUGAAUAUGUAAAAGACCUCCCAGCUUUCAAGAAUUCUGUCCCAGAGUACCCAGCUUGGUUUGAACCAUUUGUUAUACAAUGGUUGGAUGAGAAUGAAGAGGUAUCUAGAGACUUCUUGCAUGGUGCACUAGAACGUGACAAGAAGGAUGGGUUCCAGCAAACAUCAGAACAUGCCCUCUUCUCCUGUUCUGUCGUGGAUGUCUUCUCGCAAUUGAACCAGAGUUUUGAAAUUAUUAAGAAGCUAGAAUGCCCUGAUCCUAAAAUAGUGGGACAUUACAUGAGAAGAUUUGCCAAGACAAUUAGCAAUGUGCUAUUGCAGUAUUCUGAGAUAAUAGCGAAGGAUUACGCAUCGUAUUGUUCAAAGGAGAAAGUGCCAUGUAUCCUGAUGAACAACAUUCAGCAGCUACGAGUGCAACUGGAGAAGAUGUUUGAAGCAAUGGGAGGAAAAGAUCUGAAUUCAGAAGCCAGUGACAUUUUAAAAGAGCUGCAAAUAAAACUCAACAAUGUGCUGGAUGAUCUCAGCAGAGUGUUUGCAUUAAGUUUUCAGCCUCAUGUUGAGGAAUGUGUAAAGCAGAUGGGAGAUAUUCUCAGCCAGGUGAAAGGAACUGGAAAUGUGCCUGCCAGUACUUGCAACAGUGUGGCCCAGGAUGCUGACAAUGUUCUCCAGCCACUCAUGGACUUACUAGAUAGCAAUUUGACCCUGUUCGCAAAGAUCUGCGAGAAAACAGUGUUGAAGCGCGUUCUGAAAGAAUUGUGGAAGAUUGUAAUGAACACAAUGGAGAAAACUAUUGUCCUGCCACCUUUAACUGAUCAAACGAUGAUUGGAAGGGUGAAGCUUGUCUGUCACAGCGAUGGAACGCAACUUAUUUUCAACGCUGCAAAAGAACUCGGGCAACUUUCAAAACUAAAGGAUCAUAUGGUCAGAGAAGAAGCCAAAAGUCUUUCCCCCAAACAGUGUGCUGUAGUGGAGCUUGCACUUGAUACUAUUAAGCAAUAUUUCCAUGCUGGUGGAGUUGGCCUAAAAAAGACAUUUUUGGAAAAGAGCCUUGAUCUGCAAUCUCUACGGUAUGCUCUGUCGCUGUACACACAGGCCACUGACACCCUCAUUAAAACAUUCAUCCAAUCUCAGUCAUCUCAGGGAUCUGGUGUGGAUGAUCCGGUGGGAGAAGUAUCUAUCCACGUUGAGCUUUUCACUCAUCCAGGAACUGGAGAGCACAAAAUCACAGUGAAAGUUGUGGCUGCCAAUGAUCUAAAGUGGCAAACAACUGGUAUCUUCCGUCCAUUUGUCGAAGUUAAUAUGAUUGGCCCUCACCUGAGUGACAAGAAGAGGAGGUUUGCCACUAAAUCCAAGAACAACAGCUGGGCUCCAAAGUUUAAUGAAACCUUUCAAUUCACUUUGAGUGCCGAGGAUGGUCCAGAAUGUUAUGAAAUCCAGAUUUGCGUGAAAGAUUACUGCUUUGCAAGAGAAGAUCGGAGUGUUGGUAUCGCCAUGAUGCAGCUGCGAGAUAUUAUCCAGAAGGGAAGUUGUGCCUGCUGGUUACCUCUGGGCCGCAGGAUUCACAUGGAUGAGACAGGAUUAACUGUCCUCAGGAUACUUUCACAAAGAAACAAUGAUGAGGUGGCAAAGGAAUUUGUAAAAUUGAAAUCUGACAUACGAUCUGCUGAAGAAGGCAGUUGAAAAAGGUGGCCAAAAAUCAGAAAGGUAGAUCAGAAUUAAAAACUUUAAUGUCUUAAGCUUUUGGAGCUUCAGUUCUCUCAUCUUAAUGAAGCCACAUGCCCCAAUUAAGUAAGCAAAAAAAUAACAAAUCAGGAGGCCCGAUUUAAGUUUUGGUCUGUGCAUGUCUCUGUGGUUAAUUUAUUUUUUCUUUGCCAGUGUGGACAAUUAAUUUUACUUUUUGUUCAUGAGAGGCAGCACCCAGCCCCGGAGAAGUCAGAGUAUUCUUAUGGAGUUACAACCGGAUUAACUUUAAUGGUUAAUGUCACUCGAGUAAAUAAAUCCCACAUGACUCUACUGAGCCUGUGUACAAUGAGCACUGUGAUCCUGUUCUUGUGGAGAGACCUACAGCUGAAAGAACUUGUAUACCUCUUGUGAAAAGCCUCAGUUAACCUUUCUCUUCAACACCAAACUGCCAAAGUGUCUUUAUAUUGACUGGUGUAACUAAUUUCUGACACAUUCCACAGUAUUUCCUGAAUAGAUUGUUAAUUUGAGCUGUAUUCACAAACAGGCUCAGUAUUUUACGUACCAUUUAAGAUUAGACACAAGUUUUGGGGUUUAAUUAACUGCUUUGCAAAAUGUCUGUAAAACAAUAACUCCGAUGUGACGAAUGUGAGUGAAGUUAAAUAUCCACAAGCCAAUCAACUCUUGAACCAGUAGCAGGGAAUAGUCAUCAUGACAAGCUGUUUCAUGCAAUCUGAAAAAAUACUGUAAUAAGCAUGACCAACUUAUUGUAAUAAUAUCCACAAAAGGUUUACAAAUGUAAGCCACCACGCAUCGUCUCUUACCAUUUGUUUCAACACAUCCAUUUCUUGUGCUGCCAGAGAUAAACUGGUGGACAUUUAAUUAGUUAUAGAUUUAUUUGUUUUUUUAUAUAGAAACCAAGGACUAAAGAGAGCUUUAGAUGCAAGGCUCAGAAGAUGAGUAGAUGCAUGAAGCAUUUGGAGUGUAUAUUAGUAAUAAAAGAUAGUGAUCCUAGUAUUCUAUUUACAUUUGAAACAAUUGCCCCUGCCACACAUACAAAACAAGAGAAGGAAAACCAACAUGUAUACAUAUUGGGAUUUGGAGUUACUAUAACCAAAUGCUUUCCUGUAAACAAUUGGUGCUGAAAUGACUGACGGUUUGCUACACAGACUGUUAAGAUAACCUCAUUUUUAUACCCAAGUUAGCUACAUCUUUAAUGUACACACUCCUUGUAGCUCCCAAGUGUUUCCUUUUUGACUUCCAUUGGCCUGGACUUAGCCAACAUUUCUACAGACAAGUGUAGGAGACCUGGUGAACGCACAAGUCUUGAAUUUCCUUGACCAAGCUUUCACAGCACUCCUCAAUGGUGUGGCAGGAGCUUGCUGGAAUAGCACAGCACUUGAGCUGGGAUAUCAACUCUCAUUUGACCUGGCACAAGAUCUAUAAGCCUAUUCAUUUCUAUGCAGAAUUCAUACCUACAAGGAAAAAUUCUAAUGACAAGUUAUUUGCUUGCAAUAAUAUUUAAAUAAUUAAAAGGGCUUUUAAAUGAAAACAUUUAAGUUUUGAAUGCAUCUGAAUAUCAGAAAUAUUCAGAAGCACUGAAAAAUGUUGAUAGCUUUGACAGAUGACAACGCUGGGUUUAUGGCUGUGGCAAGCAGUUUCCCUACCUGCAUUUCCCCAGGAGUGCUGUGAACAAAGUCAUGCGUGGGUCAUGCCAAACAUUGUCCUACCAUUGAUCGGCUUCAAGACAAGCUCCUUCCAACAAGAUUACUUUUCCGGAUGUGGAUCAGGUAGUUAUGGAAUGCAAAAAUAUCACAGCUCCACUCAAAUUCCAAGGCAUACAGUAAAACUAAUGCAGCAGCACCAGCAGUGCUAAUCUGCCAGAUGUUCCAGACCACUGGCCAAGAGUGAAUGCUACUACACUUAUAUACUAUACCCCAACAUGUUAUUUUUUAAGAUAUUACAUAAUAUUAUAAUGCAUUUUUCCAGUGAACAUGGUGCACUUAAGGAGAACGUGGGAAUGAGGCCCCAAUGAGCAAGAUACUGAACCAUCAGGAUCUCCAAGCUGGGGGAUAGCAAAUUAUUGGAGAGUUUUACUGUAGUUGCUUUUGGUAGAAAUAUACAUGCAACAAUAGAUUACAAGAUUAUGGGGCGGCACAGUUGCGCAGCAGUAGAGUUGCUGCCUAACAAGCCUCAGAGACCCAGAUUCAAUCGCGAAUACGGGUGCUGUCUGUACAGAGUUUAUACAUUCUCCCUGUGACCGCGUGGGUUUUUUCCAGGUGGUCCGGUUUCCUCCCACACUCCAAAGACGUACAAGUUUGUAGGUUAAUUGGCUUCUGUAAGUUGUCCCUGGUGUGUAGGAUAACGCUAGGGUAUAUGGGUGAUCGCUGAACUCUGUGGGUCAAAGAGCCUGUUUACACGCUGUACCUCUAAAGUAACUAAAUGAUACAAGACAACACAAAAGAUUAAAAAGAUCGAGCACUGACCAAUCCAUACUUAGUAACACAGCUGACUCCAUUCUGGUGAGCCCUUCCACAAUUGAACAACUGUAAAGGGCAAGUUCUUUCUAUAACUGCUUUAACAUUCAGCCACGCUCCCUGGUGAACUCAGCCAGGCUCAGCAUGUAGAUUUCCCAGUACAAGUUACAAGGAAAAUGUCAUGUUAAAAGAAUCAGAUCCCCCGGGGGAAACCCAGGCCAGUAUCUUGAUAGAAUAUGGAACAGCAAAGUAACAGCCCUGUUGCUCCACAAUGCCUGUCCAACACAAUGUCUACUUAAACUGAUGAUCCAAUCUGCUUGCACAUGUACCACCUUGAAACAAGAGCAGCAAGUCAACAUUGAAAGUAUUUUCAGAGUAAAACACCCUGGCAAGCUUUAAUAUAUAUCUCCAAUUUAAACCACAAUUUCUAUUUUUAUCUCUAUAAGCAAGGGGCAAAGUCCCAAGUCAAAACUUUUCAGUCAUCAGUAAUUGAUCACAGCCAUUAAAUUGAUUAAAUCAUACACAAACAUUUACUUAAUGUUGGAAACAAUAUUAAGGCAAAGCACAAUUAAAAUUGAUCAGAUUUGAAAGGGCACUUUAGUCAGAUGCUGAUUAUCUUGACCCCCUUGCCAUUUUUCAUUAUAUUUUAUCAAAAAUACAUACCCACUGCUAAACAUUCACUCUUGGCUCUCUUGAUCAGGAACAAAGACCAUUAAAUAUUUAAUAUCUCUUACCUUUAGUGAUGUCAUACACUCCCCAUUCAGUGCACAGGCAAAAACUGCCCUUUUGUUUAGUCCACGAGUGGUCAAGGAAAUAAAAGUUAGAUUCAUUUAUAGAUACGGUUAGCAUUCUAUAGGAGCAGAAAUGUCACCUCAUCACAGAUCAAGUUAUCCUAGUUCAUUUUGCAUCAGGAUCAUGGAAAAAUAGCAAUGUUCGCCACAAUUUAUUUUACAGAUCUUAUGUAUUGAAAAAAAAAAACUGGUGUCUAAUCCUAAAGGGACCUCAAAAUAAAUGUUGCUUUUGGUUUAAAACCACGUUGCAGUGCCAAAUGUGGUAUUCUCCUGUUCACAAUGGGUGACACUUGUUUUUGCUGCCUUACGUGCUAAGUUAAGUGUAAGAAUUGUUUUCUUUUGAGGGAGUGCAUGACAGUAAAAUUCAACGAGGGAUAUGGCACUUUAUGGCUGAAUAAUUAUUUUAUUGAAGAUGUGGGAAAACAGCAUGAAAUCAUUUUUUUUUGUGAAGUCAUUUAUCAAAAUGGUGUUUUUGAUAUGUUUUCAGCACCCAGCAUGCUGAAAAUAGUUUCCAAAUAAUAUAGCACAUACGAUAGAGGCAAUUUCAUUGCAACACGUGACUGAUGUUCAGAGAUGAAUUGUGUGGCAUGAUUUGCACUAUUACUACAUUCAUGUUUAAGAUCCUAUUCUGAACAAGUCUUCGCACAUGGGUUUUUCUUUUAUAUAGUUUGUAUUUUAAAAGUAUAAACAUUUGUUUAUUGGUUAGCAGAUAUGGAAUUUGUGCCAUACAACCAAGUUUGGCAUCCUCUUAAAAUAAACUUUUAACCCAAUUUCUUUUCACAUAUUAACUGGUUUCAAUUUAUUGGAUUAAUCUGAUAGUAUAUAAUAGCAUUUUUCAAAAGCUUCAAAAUAAACAAAGGCAUAAAUGGAUAUAUAUUUUUUUUAAUGCAGGACACCAGGGUAUCAAUGUCACAUCUCAACAUCCUCAGCAUAGGUGGUUAACUACACUACCAGAUUAAAUGUUAAAGUAUACGAUUCAAAAACGGUGAUACAGUCUUUCAUCCCACAUCCAAAAUGACCAACAUACUGAAUGAUAGAUAAAAACAAAGUGCUGGAGUAACUCAGUGGGUCAAUUGAAGGAUCUCGACCCGAAAUGCCACCUGGACAUGUUCUCCAGAGAUGCUGCUUGACCCGCUGAGUUACUCACGCAUUUUGUCUUGUUUGCAAACCAGCACCUGCAGUUCCUCAUUUCUCCGAUAAAUAAAAACAAAUCUGAUAUUCUGCAGAUGAAUUUAUAAACUCGUGUCAGUGUAGGAAGCAACUGCAGAUGCUGGUUUAUUCCAAAAAAUGCUAGAGUAACUCAACAGGUCAAGUAGCAUCUCUGGAAAACAUGGAUGACAGUCAGAUGAAGGAUCCUAACCCAAAUGAUCACCUUGCCAUAUUCUCCAGAGAUGACUCCUGUUCUGUUGAAUUACUCCAACGCUUUGUGGCUUUUGUGUCAUGGCUUUUGAAUGGUUGUGGGACAAAACCCACUAUUUUACAUCGAUUCUCUCACAAUGCAUAUUUGGCAUAUGGGGUGUUGGUGUGCAUGAUACUCAUUCCAACCAGAAAUGUGUGACAACAGUUCACAACACUGAUCACAACAUUCAGGAUCUUUUUGUUCCUCUUAAACAGCCUGGGUAGGGUUUGAAUGAUAACAACCAACUAAUUUCUGGUGCACUUUAACAGGAUGUCGCAUGUAGCACCAGCUCCAUAUCAGGUCAUCCAUAGAUAUCAUAAAAUUGUCCACAAACAAAUGUGCAGCAACGUUAGCAUAAUUUCACCAGAUGGAUGAAUUAAAUUUAUCACAGCUGCUGCCACAUUUCCGCACAGCAAUCCAAUUAGCUGCCAACCCUUAAAGACAAACUUUGCACAGGAGGGAUAGAGCAACAUGCUAUAACUGCCACAGAUGUGUGAAAGUACCAAGAUUAUGUGAGGAAAGAUGCAUCGUUAAUGAACGAGAGGCAAGAGCAAGACUACAAGAAUGUCAAUAGUUCAUAUGGAAAUGUGCCCUUUGCAACAUUAACACACUAGUGCUGACACCAACACUUAGCCUGAAGACGUGCAAUCUGAAGGGUCUCACCUCGCCCAUCCACGUUCUCCAGAGAUGCUGCCCGUUCUUUGUAACCUAGACGCUCACUGAUGAGAUCUAAUCAACGAAUGCGCCACUGUGGUCCAGAAGGUUAAAGCACAAAGGAUACAAGUGAACUGGAUCGAACAUUGGCUUGGUGAUUGGUUGCGAAAGACUUUAACUCCUCCUCUCAUUCUCACACUGACCUUUCAAUCCUGGGCCUCAUCCAUUGUCAGUGUGAGGCCCAGCACAAAUUGGAGGAACAGCACCUCAUAUUUCGCUUGUGCAGCUUACACCCCAGCGGUAUGAACAUUGACUUCUCAAAUGACAAAUAACCCUUGCUUUCCCUCUCUCCAUCUCUCCCCAUUCCCAGUCCUCUGGCCAGUCUUACCGUCUCAGACUACAUUUUAUCUCUGUUUGCUUCGUUGUGAUCUUCUCCCAGCUGACAAUGAUAACAAUGAUCUAUUCUACAUGUUCCUUGAUCUUUAUUCCCUUGUCCUGUUUUAACACCUUACACUUCCUUACCUAUGCUUCUCCCUCUCCCCUGAUAUGUCCUGAAGAUCUUGACCCAAAAUGUCACCCAUUUCUUCUCUCCAGAGGGGCUGCCUGUCCUGCUGAGUUACUCCAGCAUAUUGUGUCUAUCAUUGGCUUGGUGACAAGUUGGCAGUGAGUCGCUUUAGAUGGACAUGUUUCUAAUAGGAAUUGUGCAAAUUGUUUAUUCAACAGGUAGAGCGUUU
This is a messenger RNA of Leucoraja erinaceus (little skate), 11777 nucleotides long. Its product is annotated as protein unc-13 homolog A-like. Bases 809 to 5722 code for a protein of 1637 amino acids. Gene Ontology annotation, molecular function: phospholipid binding; calcium ion binding; syntaxin-1 binding. The record is from RefSeq and is a predicted model, not a curated record. Gene Ontology annotation, biological process: synaptic transmission, glutamatergic; synaptic vesicle priming; dense core granule priming. Lineage: Eukaryota; Metazoa; Chordata; Chondrichthyes; Rajiformes; Rajidae. The transcript is spliced from 43 exons. Gene Ontology annotation, cellular component: plasma membrane; presynaptic membrane; synaptic vesicle membrane.